Molecule: messenger RNA, 1449 nt
Organism: Melozone crissalis (California towhee)
Lineage: Eukaryota; Metazoa; Chordata; Aves; Passeriformes; Passerellidae
Gene: TAFA1
Product: TAFA chemokine like family member 1
Exons: 5
Coding region: 584-982 (132 amino acids)
Biological process (GO): positive regulation of microglial cell activation; negative regulation of microglial cell activation; regulation of neuroblast proliferation
Molecular function (GO): receptor ligand activity
Source: RefSeq, a predicted model, not a curated record
CGGAGCGGCCGCUCCCCUGCGCCGUGCGGGCUCUGCUGCCGCUAUUUAAAUGCAGCUCCAGUCGCUGGCUGAGCGCGGGCUGUGUCGCUUUAAGGCACAUGUGAUACUCUCCCGAGCGGGGAUGUGUUGAAAUAGGCUCGGGCAGGUCCGGGAGCCGCCGCCUUGUGCCGCCCGUGCGGAGCCGCGGCCGCGCUGCCCUCAGCCGCCGGCUGCUGCUCGGCCUCGCGUGUCCUGCGAGCCGCUCCUCGCCGCCAGACCCCUCCGGAGGGCUCCUCCAGCACAAGGGGAUGCUCGGCAAUGAUCUAAAGGUGAAAAUGAGAAGGUUUCCACCCCUCAAACCUUGGCCACUUUUCUGACGGCAGUCUGAGAGCUCAGAUGUCUUCUUUACUCUGGAAACAGGAUUUGUAACGAAAAAGAGAUUUUUUUGCUUCUUUUUUUUUUCUACUUUUAAUCCUGAUAAAGAAGAUUAUUGGGAAGCUAUAAAAGAAAUCCCUUAUUGUGGUACAGAUGGAUUUAAAAAAGUAUUAGAUCUUUCCGAUGAACGCUACUAGAGUGCUCUGCUCUUGGUUGGAUUACUCAGAGAAUGGCAGUGGUCUCUGCAAUGUCCUGGGUCCUGUAUUUGUGGAUAAGUGCCUGUGCAAUGCUGCUCUGUCAGGGAUCCCUCCAUCACACUUUCCAGCAGCAUCACCUGCACAGACCAGGAGGAACGUGUGAAGUUAUAGCAGCACACAGAUGCUGUAAUAAGAAUCGAAUUGAGGAAAGAUCACAAACAGUAAAAUGCUCCUGUCUACCUGGGAAAGUGGCUGGGACUACAAGAAACAGACCUUCCUGUGUUGAUGCUUCUAUAGUGAUUGGGAAGUGGUGGUGUGAGAUGGAGCCCUGCCUAGAAGGAGAGGAAUGUAAGACGUUGCCUGAUAAUUCUGGAUGGAUGUGUGCAACUGGCAAUAAAAUCAAGACCACCAGAAUCCACCCAAGGACUUAACAGAGCGCCCACGUCUGCACGGAGACAGUGAAAGCCCUGCUGAUUUAUGAGGACAAAGUAUUGAAAGUUUAAAACCAUCUCAGCAUUUCCAAGCCAAAUGGAUUUCUUAUUUGCACUUUGACUGUUUACCAGACAACAACAGUGGCUUUACUGUGUGAAAGAAAGGAUUCGGUGGAAUAAUGGCCCUGAUUUUUGACAGCUGAAAAUAAAAAAUGAAGAAAGUGGUUCCUUUGCUAAAGUUUCUGAGAUUGCAAAGUACAAGCAACAGUAUAAGUUUGGAUCUACAAUUUACUUUAUACCAGUUAAAGUAUAUAUAUAUAUAUAUAGAAAUAUAUAUAUAUUAAUAUAUGAUAUUUUGAAAUAAAAGCCUCACUCUUCAAGAAAUUGAAUAGUACCACACUUUGCUGCAGCUGCUGUAUUUUUUUUUUCCUUUUUUGCAAUGGUCUGGAAGUUCCCUACCUGUUUGA